UAUAAAGCAAUGGCAUGAAAGACAUGAAGAAACCCUAUGUUUACAUCUACGGUACAGGUUGGGGCUCUAUUGUUGCCGAGCUUCUCUCAGAGCAGGGUUACAAGGUGAUUGGUAUGUGGAGUUAUGACGAAGAGGAGUUGGCCAGGAUAUGCGAUAAGCUACAAAUACCUUAUUCUACCACUGAUAUUGACGAGCUGUUUCAAUACUUAACAGAGAACCAAAAGAACAAGGACAAAUCAUAUGACGCAGAGAACACGAUAGUGUGGGUGGCUACUCCGCCGUAUCACCUGGCUAACAUCGCGCGCCAAAUCUUAGAGUACAGCAAUAACAUUGUCGUUGAGGCUCCGGGAGUGACAACAGUAGAAGAGGGAGAGGCUCUCCUGGCAUCUGCCUCUAAGUUUGCAAUAUGGUUGUGCGCGUGUCCUUAUCAGCUGAGGAAUCUUCCAGCAGUUAGGCAACUCAGGAAUAUUAUCAUGGACAAGAAGUAUGGGGCUGUAAAGAGUCUAGAGGUGAGAAUACAGUGUAACCAGACAGAGCUAUGUUCCAAGAAGUACAACUGGAAGUAUGAUAAGAACCGGUGCGGAGGCGCGCUCAACAUGUUUGGGUGUCACAUCAUUGAUCUUCUUACUUACCUACUCAACGAUACUAAGGUGGACUCAGUUCAGGGAACACUAAAGAACUUUGUUCGACAAAACGAGUAUAUAAACGGGUUCAGGUCAAUUACCGGUGACGACGUGUGCAACUUCCAGUUACGGUUCAAGGCUCACAAGAAUAAUCCGUACAUUGCUGAUGAUUCGGUUGUAGCUUGGGUACAUAUCAGCAUGCUGUACCCCAACACAGUAUUUAGACAGGAAGUAACUGUACUUACUGAGCGAGCCUGUAUUGUACUGGAUAACUGCCAGCUGAAGAUCAUCCCCUUCCAACAAGAUGACGAGGAACCCACUAAAGAGACUCUAAUAGAGGAGGAAGAACCUCCAAAGUUCACGUGUGAAGAUCUGGCGCCUGGCCAGCCUACUCCCUAUAUACUAGGAAUGAAGUACUUUAUUGAUGCGCUGGAUAUUAAGAAACUGCAGUUCCCUUAUGAUGAACAGCGACAACCGAAGACGAGACUUAAAUUCCUGCAACAUCUGGUGAAGGUACUAGAGAAGAUACGGCAGUCAAGUGAGCAGAGGGAGAGAGGCUGGGUACCCAUAGAGCCUAAAGAAACCAAAGUUACUGAGUCUAAAACUAAGCGAGGGACCAGUAUGAGUAAGGGGAAUAGUGCUAGUCAGGCUAUUUCACCUUGAGGAUUAUUAAUUAGUUAAUUAAUUGGUUAGUUAGUUGGUUGAUUGAUCGAUUAAUUGAUUAUUUAAUUAAUAGAGUAUUUAAUCGGUUUAUCAAUUAGCUAAUUAAUUACAUGAUUUAUCAAUUAGUUACUAAGUGGUGAGGGAUCAUUUGAGAGCUCUUAAUAAUAAUCGCUAACAGGAGUAUUAUAUAUUAAA
This is a messenger RNA of Bolinopsis microptera, 1481 nucleotides long. Its product is annotated as glucose-fructose oxidoreductase domain-containing protein 1-like. Gene Ontology annotation, molecular function: nucleotide binding. The transcript is spliced from 9 exons. Lineage: Eukaryota; Metazoa; Ctenophora; Tentaculata; Lobata; Bolinopsidae. Bases 15 to 1286 code for a protein of 423 amino acids. The record is from RefSeq and is a predicted model, not a curated record.